Molecule: messenger RNA, 627 nt
Organism: Daldinia childiae
Lineage: Eukaryota; Fungi; Ascomycota; Sordariomycetes; Xylariales; Hypoxylaceae
Exons: 3
Coding region: 1-627 (208 amino acids)
Source: RefSeq, a predicted model, not a curated record
AUGGCUAUCAUCGAGCUUAUCUUCCCCAAGGUGAAGAAUGACCCCGAAUCCAUCAAGGGUGCACAAGGGACGAUCCCCAUCGCUUUCAAGGCUCUAAAAGAAGGAGGUGUCCUACGAGGAGCGGCAGGUGUUGUAAUCUCGGAAAACGGGAAAGAUACGACCGGGGAAUUUAGAGAAUUUAUUGCUCUCGAAUGGCCCGAAUUCUCCUACUUCUCCAAGUUCGUUGAAUCUCCUGGCUACGCAGAGUAUAAAGCCGCGGCACAGCCCUUUUCAUCCGGACCUCCGGACUUGAAUGUCUUUGAGACCAACCCCGGCGCGCAUCUGUUUGACGGCCGGCCUAUCCUGGAUAUAUUGCUCAUCAGCCCUAAGAAUGCGUCCGAUGAAGAAGCAGGGGCUAUCUUGAAGAAAGUACAGUCGACAUUGGAGAAAAUCAGCGACACUGAGGGUGUAUAUGGAAGCUCCCUGAACCUUCCCCAGAAGAAGAUCACCGUUGUGAGAGCAAUUGCAGACAAGGCGGAACUUGAUGCCGCGAAGAACACCUCAGCGCGCCAAGAGAUCUUGAAGGAGAUUGGCGGCUUGGCUGAAGUGACCCAAUUGGUUACUGAUGUCAAAGUGAUGCCCUUCUAG